AUGGUCAACACGCCUGAGAUCCCUCUCUUAAAAGCUUGUGGACUUUACGGCGGCGGGCCGCGCGCAGACACCGCCAUGGAGUCGGCGCUGGUGCAGCCGUGGGGCGAGACUGCGCCGGAGGGCGAGGGGCUGCGCGCGUGGGCGGGCAAGCCGGGCCGCAUCCACACGCUGAGCGAGCUGGCGGCGCUGCUGCGCGCGGAGUUCGAGGGCCGCGACGUGGUGUGCCCGCAGCGCCUGCAGGCGCUCAUGGCCGCCUACCAGCCCGCGUCGCCGCGCGACUGGAAGCCCUUCGCCAAGUACACGCGCAACCUGGUGGACGAGGGCGACGGCCGCUACAACCUGAUGCUGCUGUGCUGGGCGGAGGGCCACGGCUCGGCCAUCCACGACCACGCCGGCGCGCACUGCGUCAUGCGCAUCCUGGCGGGCUCCUUGUGUGAGGUGCGGUUCGCGUGGCCCUCGGAGCACGCUGCAGCCCUGCCGCCCGAGGAGGGAGAACCCCUGCAGGAGCUCAGCAAGUGCACGCUGGAGAACGGGGACGUGUGCUACAUCAACGAUUCGCAAGGGCUGCACCGCGUGGAGAACCCGAGCCACAGCGAGAGGGCCGUCUCCCUGCACCUGUACUGUCCGCCAUUCGGAGCGUGUGGCGUGUUCAAUCAACGCACCGGCCAUCGCUCCACCAGCCACGUGACCUUCUGGAGUCGGCCGGGCGACUCGGCGGGCGGCCGCGUCAGCCGCAGGAACAGACCGCAGGCGCCGGCGGAAGACAACUAACUCAGCGCUGCCGGCGUUGGCCUUGUGACAAUCCAUCACAUGAUCUUAAAUGAUUUCUUAUGUGACGGAAAUGGACCACAUGAACAGAAGAGAGAUUGGGUACAUUUUUUUUAAAAAUUAGAUCAGCCAGUAAAGGAUAAAACUCGCUGGCGUACUGCAUUCAUUAAUGCAAAUGGUAGUAGCGUUACUUGGUGUAGAGAAAAUGGGAUAUCUUCAUAGUUAUAUCAAGUACUAGAUUAAUGGUACGGUAAGUGUAAUUUAGGUCAUGACGAUUUUCCAAAACAUAAGUACUGAAGAGCAAUGUUUUAUGAAAAGAUACAUACAUGAAUGAUUUUUACUACGUAUCACUUACAACAUUAAGAAAUAGAUUAUUCGUUUUAGAUAUUAAAGAUAACAUGUGAUGUGCAGCUAAGAAUAUUUUUCGUGUGUUAUCUGUUAAAGAAGAUAAAAUAUUUUUUAAAAAAUUUUCGUUGUUAUGAAUUGCUCUUUCAUUUAAAUAUUUUAAAACAAUACAAAUAGCAUCAGAGUGUAUUAUAAUCAAUAAAAUGUCAUUAAGUAAAUCUCAUAUGCUCAAGAAUGUGGUAAUUCAUAUGUUUCCAAAGUAAUUAUACAAAACUAUUAAGUAAUUUUGACUUCCUUCGAAAUCUGUAACGCAUCUUAAGUUCCGGACUAAUGUGUAUUUUCUAGUUCCUGAAAAUAAUUAAUAAAAGAGUUUUGAUAUAUUGAAAUUUUUGUACAAAAAAAUAAUAAAAACUUUUAAAAGUGGAUCCUC
Gryllus bimaculatus (two-spotted cricket) is the source of this 1543-nucleotide messenger RNA. Lineage: Eukaryota; Metazoa; Arthropoda; Insecta; Orthoptera; Gryllidae. The record is from the annotation of a GenBank genome assembly.